Messenger RNA from Drosophila nasuta, 483 nucleotides. Its product is annotated as larval cuticle protein 65Ag1-like. Bases 56 to 394 code for a protein of 112 amino acids. Lineage: Eukaryota; Metazoa; Arthropoda; Insecta; Diptera; Drosophilidae. The transcript is spliced from 2 exons. Gene Ontology annotation, molecular function: structural constituent of chitin-based larval cuticle. The record is from RefSeq and is a predicted model, not a curated record. Gene Ontology annotation, cellular component: chitin-based extracellular matrix.
CAUGCAUUGAUCGUCAGUUCCUUGAACGCACUACAAGUCCGCAAAGUUAAGCAUAAUGAAGUACACAGUUGCUAUUGUCGCCAUCGCCUUCGCCAGCUUGGCCAUUGCUGUCAAUGGAGCACCAGCAACAGCUGGGCAACAAGAAGCUCAGGUUGUCCGCUACGAUUCCGAUGUACAGCCCGAGGGCUAUAAGUUUGCCGUGGAGACAAGCGAUGGCAAAUCACAUCAGGAGGAGGGUCAACUGAAGCAUGUGGGCACCGAUCAUGAGGCGAUUGCAGUGCGUGGCUUCUACACAUAUUUGGGCGAUGAUGGCCAGACCUACACCGUCAACUAUGUGGCCGAUGAAAACGGUUACCAGCCAGAAGGUGAACAUCUGCCGCGUGCUGUUCAAUAAGCAUUUUAAGCAGAUGAAACACAGAUACAUAUGUUAACUAUGUUUAAGACUUUUCUAAAUUUACAAUCAAACAAAAAUAAAAAAGCAAU